Molecule: messenger RNA, 975 nt
Organism: Helianthus annuus (common sunflower)
Lineage: Eukaryota; Viridiplantae; Streptophyta; Magnoliopsida; Asterales; Asteraceae
Exons: 1
Coding region: 1-975 (324 amino acids)
Source: RefSeq, a predicted model, not a curated record
AUGCGGGAACAACGGGAUGGUGCAGAUAACUUUGAAGAUGAAUAUGAUGAAUACGAUGGUUGGACGGGUAAUCAGAGUAACAGACAAGUGGUUACUAUGGGUAGCUAUGAGAGGCAAACAGUCGGAUUGGGUGCGGCCGAGAGAGUCAAUCAAGGGAAUGUGGGGUAUCAACAAUAUGUGCAACCAACGCCAAUACAACAACAGAUACCACAACAAUAUCACCAACCUGACCCAAUCAAUCAGCACCCUGUUCCGAGAAGGCCUGUGGUGGAUAUUCCAUUACCACCACCGGUACCUCAGAUGCAGGGUCAGGCAAGACCACUGCCACAAAACUUAAACCGACCGGUGAUUUUACCGGAAGGAAUUCCACGACGAAACAAUCAAGGUCCAGUUCGAGGUAUAGAGAGCCACUUCAGGCCUGCAAUAGCUAACAACCCAUCACCGGUUGUGAUCCCACAACUACAAGGAGGGCGGUCAUUCGAAGUACGAACACAAUCAAUAUCCAGUCUGCCUAAGUUUCAUGGUCACGCACAUGAAGAACCAUAUCUACACAUUGCUGCCUAUGAUGCACGUUGCAACACAAUCAGCAGCCAAGGUUUCUCAGUUGAUGAUGUGAAAUUGGUACUUUUCCAAUUCACACUUGAAGACAAAGCGCAGCAAUGGUUUCAUUCGCUACCAUCAGCUUCGAUCUUCACAUGGGGCGAAAUGCAGCAACAAUUUUUAGAUGAAUUCUAUACUCAUUUUCGUACUAAAAAUGCUAGGAAGGAUAUUCGGGGGUUUCGACAACAGCCCAGUGAGUUAUUUCACGAAGCGUUCAAUCGCUUUAAAAUGAUGCUCAAGAACUGUCCACAUCAUGGUAUCUACUUGUGGGAGCUUAUGAAUACAUUCCACGAAGGCUUAACAGAUGAAGAUGCGAGGGAUGUCAAUUCAAUAUCCAAUGGUACUUUUGGAACAAAUUACGAAGAGGAUGAUUAG